Messenger RNA from Teleopsis dalmanni, 1455 nucleotides. Its product is annotated as probable serine hydrolase. The coding region runs from base 390 to 1406 and encodes 338 amino acids. The transcript is spliced from 2 exons. The record is from RefSeq and is a predicted model, not a curated record. Lineage: Eukaryota; Metazoa; Arthropoda; Insecta; Diptera; Diopsidae.
AGCCAAAGUACAAAUUUAAGAGAAAAUUCUGCCCUCGUUGAUUUCGCCACCGCAAAGCUUUGAACUGAAUUCGCUUUUAUUAGAAUACCACUCAAGGUAAAAGUGUUUGUUUACAUAAAUUUCGUGGUUUUGGAUCGGACCAAGUUCAGCUGCAACGGCUAAUUAAAGAUAUUAUUUCGACUCGUGUCAAAGUCCAUCUGAACGAGACCUAGUCAGAGACGGCUUAUCACAAUGACGUGUAUUUAUGUUAUCAAUAAAGAAGAUAAAAAGAAAACUUUGAGAUCAGAAAAUAACAAAAAAUUGAUCUUCUGAAACCUCUUAGUAAUUUCCUCAUGAUGUUUCUUUGAAGGAUAUUCGAAAGGAGUUAAGGAGAUUAAGAAUUCCUAUUAAUGACUAUGAUAUGCACAAUUAAGUUUGAAGAUUUACGUUUCUCAAUGCCUUGGGGAUAUGUCGUCGGUCGUUGGUACGGAAACAGAAAAGUUCGUCCCAUACUUGCACUGCAUGGUUGGCUAGACAAUAUGGGCACUUGGAAUACUCUAAUACCUCUAUUGCCUGAACACAUCGGCAUUCUAUGCAUUGAUUUUCCAGGACAUGGACUUUCGCCCAAACUACCAAAGGGUAUCAUUUACCACACGGUAGACUAUAUAUGUGUUAUAAUACGUAUAAUGCAAGAGUAUAAUUGGCAAAAAGUUUCUAUACUUUCACAUUCGAUGAGCUCAAUGCUUUCAUUUUUAUUUACCGCCAUUCAUCCGGAACGUGUGGAUAUGUUGAUAUCCAUUGAUAUUGUUCGUAUGCGGUAUCGUCAGCCAAAACCACAUAUUGAAUUUAUGCGAAAUAAUAUUGAAAAAUAUUUGAUUGAAGAUGAACGUCUGAUAAUGAUGGAUGUAAUAGAACCGCCAUCAUACACCUAUGAACGUGCUGAACAAAUUCUAUUUGAGGGCUCCCAUAAAUCUGUCGAUAUGGAUAACUGCAAACAUAUAUUAAAUAGAAAUAUAGCUAAGUCAAAAAUAUACCCUGAUAAGUAUUAUUUUUCCCGAGACGGUCGUAUUAAGUAUUACUUUGAUUUUAUAACAAGUGCGCCAUUUGCAGCCGAAUUGGCCAAACGCAUACAUGACGUCCCAUAUUGUGUGAUCAAAGGUUCAGAAUCGAAUUAUAUUAAUGAGGACAGUAAUGAAGUUAUUGAAAUUCUACGUGAAAGAAACCCACAUUUUGAAUUACACGAGAUUAAUGGCACGCAUCAUGUCCAUCUUAAUAAUCCUGUAGAAGUAGCUGAUGUUAUAAAUCCAUUCAUUAAUAGACACAGACCUCCAUUACUGCAAUCAUGGUCAUUGAGUGAUGGCGAAGAUAAUGUGAAAAGAUCGGAUAAUAUUACGGAAAAUAUUAAACGCAAUAGAAGUAAACUAUAAAAAAAAAUAUAUUUUAUUUAAUUAUUCAUUUUAUACAAAAAAAAAUAAA